Molecule: messenger RNA, 852 nt
Organism: Hydatigera taeniaeformis
Lineage: Eukaryota; Metazoa; Platyhelminthes; Cestoda; Cyclophyllidea; Taeniidae
Source: the annotation of a GenBank genome assembly
AUGUACAGCCUAAGGAGGGCCGUUGGCUUCACAAGUCGUUCACCUCUUUGCGCUAUUCGUUUGUUUGCAAGUACUCACUUCGGUUACCAGACGGUGGAUGAGGCAGAAAAGCAGGCGAAGGUGGAUAAGGUGUUUACUGGUGUAGCGGGCAAAUAUGAUAUAAUGAACGAUGCGAUGAGUGCGGGCAUUCAUCGCAUUUGGAAAAACUUUUUUGUUUACCGUAUGUUUCCCACCACCAACCUUUCUUUCCUCGACGUCUGUGGGGGCACUGGGGACAUCGCUUUGCGCAUUGCAAAGUAUUCAAAGAAUAUCGAAAACCCAUCCAGUCCCACCAUGCCUAAGAUCACAGUGUGUGACAUUAACCGACAGAUGAUUGAAGUGGGUAAAAUGAAGGCUAAUAAGUCAUCUUAUCACCCUUUAGUCAAUUGGGUGCAAGGAAAUGCUGAAAACUUACCCUUUAAAGACAAUCAAUUCGACGUCUAUACCGUAGCGUUUGGGAUCAGAAACUGUACCCAUGUGGAUAAGGUGCUUGAGGAGGCCUAUCGUGUUCUAAAACCUGGCGGAAGGUUCUUCUGUCUGGAGUUCAGUCGGGUUAGCAAUUCUAUGCUUCGGAUAAUUUACGAUGUUUAUUCAAUGCAAAUAAUCCCGUUAAUAGGCAAAGUGGUGGCUAAUGACUGGCACUCUUAUCGUUAUUUGGUGGAAAGCAUUCGAAGGUUCCCCAGCCAAUAUGAGUACGCUGGAAUGAUUGAAGAUGCGGGCUUCCGGAAUGUACAGUUCACAAAUUACACAUUCGGUGUGGCUGCUGUACACAUGGGAUUAAAGCCAAUAUGUGAUGAUUACAAUGAUUUCUAG